Molecule: messenger RNA, 3078 nt
Organism: Melitaea cinxia (Glanville fritillary)
Lineage: Eukaryota; Metazoa; Arthropoda; Insecta; Lepidoptera; Nymphalidae
Gene: Liprin-gamma
Product: kazrin
Exons: 19
Coding region: 1-3078 (1025 amino acids)
Molecular function (GO): protein binding
Source: RefSeq, a predicted model, not a curated record
AUGGCGCUUGUGCGCCGAAUACUAGGCGACGCCCAGGCGAAACUUCGCAAAAUGGUAGACGAACAAGUGUCAGUUGGCACGAGAGUUGAGGCGGACGCGGAGCCUGAGCCGGCGGACCCUCUGAUCACGCCCGCGUGCUCAGCGCUCGACAGGAGCGACGAUUCGCGCCCCGUCCCACCCGAGCGACGCCUUCUCAUCAGCACCCUUGACAAACCUCGCAAUGGAUCGCUGAAUGGGGACAAAGAGGGCACGCUCAAUAGAUCGACGCGACUCACGGUUAAGAAUGGAAAGGAUAAUCCUUUCAUAGAUGAUGAUAACAAAGAAAAUCAAGCGAAUGGUAAAAUAGAUUCACCAAUAAAAUGGUCCACACAGAAUGGUAGUGACAGCGGAACGUAUGCCGAAAUAGGGACUGGGGGGAACAGUACCAGUGACAGGAAUAUUUUAGAUCCCGCUGAUAGCUCCGAAGAAGAAGUUCCACUUCCAGAUGCUACUUCACCGGGUAGGAGUAGCGAUGGACCUGAACCUCGAGCUGAUAUCACAGCUACGCUUGGCGGAGGUUCCGGAUCCCCGGGCGGGCGGUCGGAUCGUUCACGGCAGGAAGAGGUGCCCGCGUCCCCGGGGAUGCUCACCGCAGCGCAGUUGGCCCGCCGAUUGCGUCUUGAAAACGAACGUCUGCAGGCGGAACUGACGCGUGUGCGGCGCCUGCUGGUAGCGGCGGCGGAGAGGGGCGAGGCGGGCAACGCACUGGUCGAGAGGGCCCAGGAGGACGCGCGGGAGGGCCCGCCGAUCGACCCACAACAGCUCGAGAAAGAGCUUCUUCUGGCUAGAGAAGCUGUCAACUCUCUGAAAGCCGACAAGAAGCGUCUCAAAGCCGAGAAAUUUGAUUUGCUGAAUCAGAUGAAGCAACUCUACGCGACUCUCGAGGACAAAGAGAAGGAGCUCAGAGACUUCAUUAGAAAUUAUGAACAGAUGCGGUCACGCAGCGGCGCUUCUUCGGCGCUGGGCGCUGAGAGAGCGGAGCGGGAGCGCGAGCGUGCGGCGUUGUUGCGGCACGCGCGCGACGAAGCGGAACGCUCUCUGCAGCUUGCCGCCGCGCUUAGUGCACGCGAUACCCAGCUACGGCACGCGAGGGAACAACUUUUUGAGGCUCGAAGACAGUUACAAGCCGCAGGCUGUUUGUCGGAGGGUGAGAGCGUGGCUUCCCUCGGGAUCGGACCGCCGAUGAUCCUCGGCGGACCGUCGGGCCUCAUCGGCGAUCGCGGCAGCUGCAGUGCUGAUUCUGGAGUGAGAGUGACAGGUAGUAGCGACGGUGGCGCCACGUCCGUCUGCGGCGGGAACUUGUCGGAUUCCACCGCGGAGGGAGUUCCCCCCACACUUGACACCUACGACACUGACGCUGCUUCGCUCGUCUCUUCUGUACAUCCUAUUUAUCAACUGAGUACUCCACGUGACUGCAGCCCCACUCUGUCGCCACACAACAGCGCAUCCUCCUUCACACGUUCCAUCGAUGCCGGCUCACUGUCCAGGUCAGUAGAGCAAUUAUCGAGCCCGGGAGAGUGCGACUCGGGGCUGGUGGGCAUGCGGUCCCGCGCGGGCGCCUCUAAAGGCGGACGUGGCCGCGGUUCAGCGUGGGGGUCGAUUUCGCGCGUGUUCGCCCGGAGCCGCCACCGCACCAAGUCUGGCAGCGCGGCCAGCAGUGGACACGAGAGCGAGCCCGUGUAUGCGGGCACAGGGCCUGGUCGCGCGUGGUCGCCUCUGGGUAGUGAGGCAGCGCUACGGGAGGCGGCUUCACUACCCCUCUCACGGUGGCGCGCACCCGCUAUCAUCGCAUGGCUUGAACUUGCGCUCGGUAUGCCACAAUACGCUGCUGCCGUCGCCGACAAUGUCAAAAGUGGAAAGAUCCGUGCUUUGAAUGGGCAGGUUCUGCUUGAGCUGACAGACACGGACCUUGAGGUGGGCUUGGGGAUCACUCAACCGAUGCACAGGAAGAAACUGCGGCUUGCUAUCGAAGAGCGGCGGAGGCCUGAUCUCGUUCGCAACCCUAGCGUGGGUCAGCUCACACAUGCCUGGGUCGCCGCUGAGUGGCUGCCUGACUUGGGCCUCUCACAGUACGCUGAGUCGUUCUUGGCGAAUUUAGUGGACGCAAGAAUGUUGGACACAAUCAGUAAGAAAGAACUUGAAAAGUACCUCGGCGUUACGCGGAAGUUUCACCAGGCCUCUAUCGUUCACGGCAUUCAUUUGCUGAGGAUUAUGAAGUACGAUAGACAAGCCUUAGCAGUGCGUCGGCACCAGUGUGAAAACGUGGACGCCGAUCCGUUGGUUUGGAGCAAUCAGAGGUUUAUACGUUGGGCGCAUAACAUCGACUUAGGCGAAUUCGCUGAUAAUCUCAAAGACAGCGGAGUUCACGGUGGUUUAGUGGUAUUAGAACCCUCUUUCACUGGAGAGACAAUGGCCACAGCUCUCGGAAUACCACCGUCUAAAAGUAUAAUUCGAAGACAUUUGGUAGCAGAGUUUGACGCUCUGGUCAUUCCCGCAAGGAAUAUGUUCGGCCAUCAAAUAAGGAUGUUAGGACGACCCUUUUCGAGAUCGGUGGCGACCGGACUGCCGGGAAUAGACUUCACUGCAGAUUCAAGGAGGCAUAGCCUGCGGGGGUCCAUAACUCGUGCUCUCGGGGUACUUAAACCGAAGCACGACCGGCCAUCACCUUCAAGUUCAAGCGAGAGUUCCAGCGUUAUGAGCCUCGCGCCCUACGCUUACUCGCCGCCCAUAACGGUCCGCACUCUCUCCCAGCUGAGCAUGACGUACGCUCCUCCACCCACGCUGCAGGAAUACGAGCCGAUAUACACGCCACUCAGUCUGUACUCUCAGUCCAGUCUGUCCACAAGAGACAGCUUGCAGAGACUGAACGAUAUUCAAGAAACCAGUAUCACCCACAGGUACGGCCACAAAGCGGACCACGCUCACCGCGUAAGCUCACCGCUGCCGGCAAAGUCCUGCGAUGACUCCGUCAAGCAACGGCGACAUAGACGGGUUAAAAGCAUCGGAGACAUUAACGCAUCGAGCAAAACCUCUGUUUAA